GAAAUGAAAUGAGAAAUUUAAACAUGUAUUGCUUAGAUUUCAAUCUCAAUCGUUGAAAAUACUAUUAUAAUAACUAAAAAGGUUUCUUCUAAAAUACUUGAUCAACGUUACAAAAAUCUCUCUCUCAAUCUCAGAUCUCAGGCACGAAAAGGAAAAUCCAAGCUCUUGUCUUUUACUGCUUAUAUUUUUCCCUCUCCAAUCACCCUUCAAACGCACGAGAACCCUUUCUUUUAGUCUCACAACUUGAUCAAACAAUUGCCCACAACUGCCGUUUUAUCGUCAUCAUCAGUACACACGAUUUAACCAUAUCAAAACUUGCUCUGUUUUUUUCUCUUCAAAGAUUCCAACCCGAGAAAAAGACAAACCAAAAUCGCAAUGAAAGAAGACCAACGCCCUCUUCAGCAAAGAAACAAAAGUCCCACCUCCAAACUCUUCACUCGCGGUGCCGCUUACGUUGUCCUUGUCUUGCUGAGUUACACCUUGGGUUACCUUUCUCACACCUCACCUCCCCAACAACAACAGCUGCAGCCUCCUUCUCCAGUUUUCCAACUUGCUGACUCACCAUCCCCACUCGACAACUUCCGGGUCACUGCUCCCUGCGCCAACUCCCCUCUCCCUCCCCACCUCGUCUUCCCAACGAUUCUUGACCGAGUCUUCAAUGGCUCCUCUCCUUACUCCAAUUUCCCGCCACCCUAUCUAAGCUCCUUCCUCAAGCAGAAAAGAAUCAAAGGCUGGGGCUCCUAUGGCGCCGUUUUCCAACACUUGAUUAAACGAGUCAAACCCCAAGUUAUAAUCGAAGUAGGCACUUUUUUGGGUGCGUCAGCUCUCCACAUGGUCAACGUGACUCGUGAACUCCGCCUCCAAACUCAGAUACUCUGCCUCGACGACUUUCGUGGAUGGCCAGGAUUCAGAGACCGCUUCAAGGACAUUAAGAUGAUAAACGGCGACGUUUUGUUGUUUCAACAAUUCAUGCAAAAUGUGAUUUAUUUCAAUGCCACCGGGUCGGUUUUACCCGUUCCUUUCUCAACGGCUUCUGGCCUUGAAAAGUUAUGUGAGUGGGGAAUAACCGCGGAUUUAAUAGAGAUAGAUGCGGGUCAUGAUUUCAUAUCCGCUUGGGGAGAUAUAAACCGGGCGUAUCGGAUCUUGAGACCCGGUGGGGUAAUAUUUGGGCACGACUAUUUUACCAUGGCCGAUAACCGUGGGGUAAGAAGAGCAGUCAAUUUGUUUGCGCAAAUGAAUAAUCUGAAGAUCCAAACUGACGGUCAACAUUGGGUUCUUGACACAUCUCUAGCAAAACAUAAUUGAUAGUAGUUAUAGUUUUUCUUUGGUUUCCCCAUGGUAAAUGUGUAACAGAAUUAUGAAGGGAAUUCAUACCCUUUUUAGUUUUAUUGUGUAAUAAUGUCAUUUUCCAGAGCUGAUAGUAAUUAAACAAAGAUUACCGGUUAAAAGAA
Molecule: messenger RNA, 1451 nt
Organism: Gossypium arboreum
Lineage: Eukaryota; Viridiplantae; Streptophyta; Magnoliopsida; Malvales; Malvaceae
Exons: 1
Coding region: 376-1305 (309 amino acids)
Source: RefSeq, a predicted model, not a curated record